AUGAGCUUUUCCAGUCCUCCUCGCAAACGCGUCAAGCUCGAGUCGCCAUCGCCGCCACCGGAAAUCCAAGAUGCAGAGGAAGACAACUGCAGCAUAUGCCUACAAGCCCUCGUUGACCGGACCGUCGUCCCUACUUGCUCGCAUGAGUUCUGUUUUGAUUGUCUCGUCGUUUGGACUGAGCAAUCAAGGAAGUGUCCGUUGUGUACUCAGACAAUUGGAGAGUACCUGAUUCAUCGGAUCCGGUCGCGGUACGAUUAUCAGAAGCAUUAUUUGGCGCCUCUGUCAAAGCCAGGACUGUUGCCGUUACGCGCUGCACCGCAACGAGAACCCGAUGUGCGUAGACGAAGGCGCAGAAGGGAGUGGGGAGGACGACAGCAGGAGGAGGCGGAUAAGCUGGAGCGGUCGAUAGAGAAGCGACGGUGGGUGUACGAACAUGGGCUUUAUGCCAAGCAUGUCGCUUCUAAUGGGUAUACAAAGUACCGGCCGUACCCCACUCCAGCGCAGUUCGCUGCUAGCCCGGAGAUGGUGAGCAAGACGAUAAUGUUUCUUCGGCGUGAACUGAGAGUGUGGGAUGAUCUUGACGUUGAGUUCUUCACGGCGUUCACGAUAUCUCUCAUGAAAUCUAUCGAUAUACGCUCUGAGUCGGCUGUGAAGCUGUUGGCGGAAUUUUUGGACAUCGAUACGGGUGGAAGGGUUAUGGCAGAACACUUCGCACAUGUAGAGGUCUACUCGUAUGUGCGAUCGCCGUUCAAGGACUUGUUCGUGUAUGACUCCGCGGGCCAAGUGAGCGAUCCUAACACUGCCCAUAUAUCUCUCUGUACUCACAGCUGCUUCACUAGUAUGACACGCCUCCCCACGUGA
Messenger RNA from Desarmillaria tabescens, 861 nucleotides. RefSeq lists its product as uncharacterized. Bases 1 to 861 code for a protein of 286 amino acids. NCBI's taxonomy places the organism in Eukaryota, Fungi, Basidiomycota, Agaricomycetes, Agaricales, Physalacriaceae. Gene Ontology annotation, biological process: protein polyubiquitination; protein monoubiquitination. The record is from RefSeq and is a predicted model, not a curated record. Gene Ontology annotation, molecular function: ubiquitin protein ligase activity; metal ion binding. The transcript has 5 exons.